CUCCCAAACCCGUUGGAAAAAUGGCAUCGGAUUCAGUUUUGUUAAGGACUUAAACCGAGUUGGGAAUAAGCUGCAACCUCCAACAUGCCGGCCAAGCCUGCCCCAAUCAAGAAGGCGGUGAAGAAGGAACCAGUCAAGAAGAAGGAGGAGGAGAAAGCUCCAGAACCGGCUCCCGCACCAGAGCCCGCUCCAGCUGAGCCAGCACCGGCUGAGGCUGCCCCUGCCCCCGCAGAGGGCGAAGCCCCGGCUGCACCUGCUGAGGAGGCGCCUGCUGCUCCUCCGGCUGAGGAGCCGAAGCCUCCCACUCCUCCACCACCCGCUGAUGCUGCUGACGCUCCAGCCGCAGAAGACGCUGCUGCUGCUGCUCAGGCCGAUGCACCUGCUGAGGCUGAAGCUGCUGCUGAGGCGCCUGCACCAGAAGAAAAACCACCCACACCUCCACCACCUCCACCCAAAGAGCCCACCAGUGCUCCAGUGGAUCUGUUUGUUGAAGACAAGAAUGACACGUCAGUGUCCAUCAUCUGGAGUCAGCCUGAGAACAUUGGACCUUCUGGUCUGGAUGGAUAUGUCAUUGAGGUCUGCAAGGAUGGAACUGAGGACUGGAAAGCAGUCAACGAGGAUGUGCAGAAAUCUUGCCGCUUUGUGAUCAAGAACCAGACCACUGGCGACCGCCUGAAAAUUCGUGUGGUAGCCGUCAACAUAGGCGGACGCAGUCCUCCUGUCACCCUCCCCGAGGCUGUCCUGGUCAAAGAGGUUGCCGACCGCCCCAAGGUUCGCCUGCCUCGUUUCCUCAGACAGAGAUACGUCGCCAACGUUGGAGACAAGAUCAACCUGACCAUCCCCUUCACAGGCAAACCUAAACCCGUGGUCAGCUGGACAAAGGAUGGAAAGGCCCUGGACGCCAAAAGGGUGAACAUCCGCAGCACUGACAGAGACAGCAUCCUGUUCAUCCGUCAGUCUGAAAGAGACGACUCCGGCGUGUACGAGAUGACCGUGAAGGUGGACGACUUUGAGGACAAGGCUCAGCUGGUUCUGCAGAUUGUUGAGCUGCCUGGACCUCCUACCACCUGUAAGAUCGCCGAUACCUGGGGCUUCAACGUUGCUCUGGAGUGGACUCCACCCGUCGACAGCGGCAACACAGAGAUCACAGGUUACACAGUACAGAAGGCCGACAAAAAGACUGGAGACUGGUUCACCGUGUUGGAGCAUUACCAUAGACUGAACGCCACCAUCUCUGACCUCAUCAUGGGCAACACUUACAAGUUCAGAGUCUUUACAGAAAACAAAGUGGGACUGAGUGAGUCCGCUGCUAUGACAAAGGACGAGGCCAAGAUCCUCAAGACAGGUAUUGAAUACAAACCUACAGACUACAAGGAGCACGACUUCACCGAGGCUCCUAAAUUCACCACUAAUCUGAGCGACAGAGCCACCACCGUCGGAUACAGCACCAAACUGCUGUGCUCCGUCAGGGGAUUCCCAAAGCCUAAGAUUCAGUGGAUGAAAAACCAGAUGAUUAUCGGAGAAGACCCCAAAUACAGGCAGAUCUGCGCGCAGGGCAUCUGCUCCCUGGAGAUCCGUAAGCCCGGUAACUUUGACGGAGGCGUGUACACCUGCAAAGCCAAGAACGACCACGGAGAAGCACUGGUCAGCUGCAAGCUGGAGGUCAAACAGCCAGCAGUUCCAGAUGCAGAUAAGAAAUAGGUGAAGAAGCAGGAGCAGAAAGGAAUGAGGCCUUUGCAGCGAACGGAAAGUGCUGGAUUCCUGGAAGAACAUGUAUAUAUGGCUGGUGACCACACUGUCCAAGGGUUGUUGCCUGUGACCUCUUGCCAUGUGUUGCUCCAUGACGUUGUAAUAAACAUUUGUGUCACUUUCCUACUUUUCACGACAACAGUCCACAUCCAUGUCCACCGUCAGCUCUUUCCCACACAUCAUUCUGUCUAUGGUAACUAAAUGAACUCACACUGUACCUCUGUGUCACCGCGUCUUACUGUGUGAAUGCCAAGAACAUCACAGCGUGACUCGACUGUCCCUCAUACAGUAGGAGAUCAACGUGUAACAUCCACGUGUUUAUAUAACAAUAAAUAAUUUAAUUUCUGGG
Cynoglossus semilaevis (tongue sole) is the source of this 2098-nucleotide messenger RNA. RefSeq names its product myosin binding protein Hb (gene mybphb). Gene Ontology annotation, molecular function: protein binding. Bases 85 to 1701 code for a protein of 538 amino acids. The record is from RefSeq and is a predicted model, not a curated record. Lineage: Eukaryota; Metazoa; Chordata; Actinopteri; Pleuronectiformes; Cynoglossidae. The transcript is spliced from 14 exons.